Molecule: messenger RNA, 561 nt
Organism: Condylostylus longicornis
Lineage: Eukaryota; Metazoa; Arthropoda; Insecta; Diptera; Dolichopodidae
Exons: 6
Coding region: 1-561 (186 amino acids)
Source: RefSeq, a predicted model, not a curated record
AUGGUUUCUACAGUUUUCAAACUACUUGAACUGUUGGCGUUUGCGUUUUAUGGUCAGAAAUUGGUUCCAGAAAUUGUUCGAACAAUUGAAAAAGAUCCAGAAUUGAAUAAUAAUUUAUUUUUGAAGAGUUUUGCAAAUUUUAUGAAACAAAAUUCAGAUGUUUUCAUCAUUCAUAUGAUAAUUGAUUCAACAAUUCAUAUUAUUGCUUGCUUACUUUGUAUUUAUGGAACGUAUAAGCUCAAGAAAUGGUUUUUAAUACCAUAUAUUAUAACACAAUGCUUUUUCACAAUAAGAGCAUUAUUUAUUCAUAUAACAGCAAUGCUUAUUAUUAAGAAAAGUGUUAAUUUAGGUAUUCUAAUUGGUUUAACAAUUAUAGGGGGUUUUACAGUUCUAUUAUUGGGUUAUCAAUGGAGUGGUGCUGUUGGAAUGUAUCAAAUAAUUAAUUUAGUUAAAUCAUCAAAAUAUAAAGCAUUCUAUGGUAAUAAUCCAUUUCAUCCAAUUGAUUUAUUAAUAUCAUCAUCAGAUAAAGAUUUAAACAAAAAAUUUUUAAUGAAAAUAUGA